Messenger RNA from Cheilinus undulatus (humphead wrasse), 9412 nucleotides. RefSeq names its product receptor-type tyrosine-protein phosphatase delta-like. Lineage: Eukaryota; Metazoa; Chordata; Actinopteri; Labriformes; Labridae. Gene Ontology annotation, biological process: peptidyl-tyrosine dephosphorylation; synaptic membrane adhesion. The record is from RefSeq and is a predicted model, not a curated record. The coding region runs from base 577 to 6426 and encodes 1949 amino acids. Gene Ontology annotation, molecular function: protein binding; protein tyrosine phosphatase activity. The transcript is spliced from 38 exons.
UUCAGUCCGUGCUCGGGUCUCGGCUAAGAGAGAGAAAGAGACAGACAGACAGACAGACAGAGGACUGACAGACAGAGUGGGAGAAGGAAGAGAGAGAGAAAGAGAGAUAGAGAGAGAGAAAGAGAGAGAGCGCGAGGGGGCUGUGUGUCCCAGCCACACGGCACUCUUCAAACACAACCACAGUCUCGCCACGUUCAAUUCAAUGAAGAUCUAACGAACACAACACAGACUGCCUAAAACCAGUGAAUACAUCACACGCGCGGCACGUGCGUGUUUUAUCGUCUUAUAAACCCCGAGUAUCGAUAAUGCGUUGGUGACGGACAACUCGAGGGAAGAAAACGAAAGGGGGGAAACCAGAAGAGGAACCUGGAUUUCUUUCCUCCACGUUAUUUUAUUUGGACUUGGCUGUCACAAGUGGAUGUAAAAAAAAAACUCCCUCAGACAGAAUCGAAGGAGAAACCGAGUUUCAAACUGUCCGCAAAAUGGUGAUAAGGCUGUGAAUACCCUGCAUCUGAGAAAUCAGACCAGACUGACUCACAGGGCUCUGUGAGCCAGCGCCACCGAGGCUGCCAAAGCAUGCUGGUGCCAAGCUGUCCCACCAUGCACAGAGCCAGACCCACGCUGCUGCUGCCGCUGCUGCUCGUCCUGGGUCUGUUCCUCCACCUCGCCGACGCUCAAACACCACCAAAGUUUUUAAGAACCCCCAAUGACCAAACAGGCGUGCAAGGAGGGGUGGCAUCCUUUAUCUGCCAAGCUACCGGAGAUCCACGGCCGAAGAUUGUAUGGAACAAGAAGGGGAAGAAAGUCAGCAACCAGAGAUUUGAGGUAGUGAUAGAGUUCGACGAUGGUUCUGGUUCAGUGCUAAGAAUUCAGCCUUUGCGCACGCCCCGAGAUGAAGCCAUAUAUGAGUGUGUCGCCUCCAACAGUGUUGGAGAGACAAGCGCUACCACCAGACUCACUGUUUUACGUGAGGACCAGCUGCCCCCUGGUUUCCCCACCAUAGACAUGGGCCCACAGUUAAAAGUGGUGGAGCGAACUCGCACCGCCACCAUGCUCUGUGCCGCCAGUGGCAACCCCGACCCCGACAUCUCGUGGUUCAAAGACUUCCUCCCCGUCAACACCACCAACAACAAUGGGCGCAUUAAACAGCUCAGAUCAGAAUCCUUUGGUGGUACACCAAUAAGAGGAGCCCUCCAGAUAGAGCAGAGCGAAGAGUCCGACCAGGGGAAGUAUGAGUGCGUGGCGACCAACAACGAUGGAACCCGCUACUCUGCUCCAGCAAAUCUUUAUGUCAGAGAGCUGCGAGAAGUACGCCGGGUGCCACCGCGGUUCUCCAUUCCACCUACAGACAAUGAGAUCAUGCCAGGCGGCAGUGUCAAUAUCACAUGCGUGGCAGUGGGCUCGCCCAUGCCAUAUGUCAAGUGGAUGCUGGGCGCUGAGGACCUCACGCCAGAGGACGACAUGCCCAUUGGACGGAACGUCUUGGAGCUCACAGACGUCCGGCAGUCAGCCAAUUACACCUGUGUGGCCAUGUCGACCCUGGGGGUGAUUGAAGCUGUGGCGCAGAUCACAGUGAAAGCAUUGCCUAAAGCUCCUGGCAUUCCUGUAGUGACAGAGCGAACAGCCACCAGCAUAACACUCACUUGGGACUCGGGCAAUCCUGAACCAGUGUCAUACUACAUCAUCCAACACAAAUCCAAGUACUCAGAGGACUUGUACAAGGAAAUAGAUGGCGUAGCCACCACUCGGUACAGCGUAGGAGGCCUCAGCCCAUAUUCGGACUACGAGUUUCGCGUAGUGGCGGUAAACAACAUCGGCCGAGGGCCACCAAGUGAGAGCAUUGAAGCUAAAACAGCUGAGCAGGCCCCCAGCACGGCACCAAGGCAGGUCAGAGGCCACAUGAUGAGCGCCACCACAGCGGUCAUCCACUGGGACGAACCGGAGGAGGCUAAUGGACAGAUCAUGGGCUACAGAGUCUACUACACCAUGGACUCCACCCAGCACGUCAACCUGUGGGAGAAGCAGAUUGUCCGGGGGUCCAACUUUGUCACCAUCCAAGGACUGAUCCCCAAUAAGACCUACUACAUCAAGGUCCUAGCCUACACCUCUGUAGGUGAUGGACCGCUUUCUCCAGAUCUCCAAAUCAUAGCAAAGACAGGAGUUCCCUCCCAACCAACUGACUUCAAAGGAGAAGCCAAAUCAGAAACAAGUAUUUUGCUCUCAUGGAUCGCCCCAGCACAGACCGGACAAGAAAAUCAAAUCACAGGAUAUGAACUUAUGUACAGGAAGAGGGACGAAAAAGAGGAGAGACGUAUCAGCUUUGAACCAACAACAACAUACCUGCUGAAGGAGCUGAAGCCCUUCACCACUUAUACUUUCCGCCUGGCUGCCCGUAGUAAACAUGGAGUUGGGGCUUACACCAAUGAGAUCUCUGCAGAGACUCCUCAGACACAACCCUCGGGCCCGCCUCAGGAAGUCAAGUGCUAUAGCCCCAGCUCCACCAACAUCCUGGUAAGUUGGCGGCCACCCCCUCUGGAAUUACAAAACGGGAUCAUAACACAAUACAGCAUCCAAUACGCCGCCACGGAAGGGGAGGAUACUACAGCUCGUCAAAUCCCCGGCAUUCCUCCAGAAAGCUCCCAGUACCUUUUGGAAAACUUGGAAAAAUGGACAGAGUACCGUGUGACGGUCACUGCUCACACAGAUGUCGGAGCAGGACCGGAAAGCCUUCCACAGCUCAUCCGCACGGAGGAGGAUGUUCCUAGCGGGCCACCUCGUAAAGUUGAGGUGGAGGCUGUCAACUCCUCAUCAAUUAAAGUGAUCUGGCGUUCACCGAUGCCAACCAAGCAGCACGGUCAGAUCCGAGGGUACCAGGUGCACUAUGUCAGGAUGGUUAAUGGGGAGCCCACAGGACAGCCAGUCAUCAAGGACAUACUGAUUGAUGAUGCCCAGUGGGAAUAUGAUGAUUCUACUGAACAUGAAAUGAUCAUCACAGAGCUGCAGGCUGAGACCACAUACUCAGUUACUGUGGCAGCCUACACAACAAAAGGUGACGGUGCACGCAGCAAGCCCAAACUGAUCACCACCACUGGCGCAGUUCCUGAGAAACCCCGGCUAAUGGUCAGUACCACCAACAUGGGCACAGCUCUCCUCCAGUGGCACCCCCCAGCACUAACCCAUGGCCCUCUGCAAGGCUAUCGGCUCCGUUUCGGCCGCAAGGAUGUGGAUCCACUGACUGUCAUUGAGUUCCCUGAGCGAGAGAACCAUUACACUACCAAAGAGAUCCAUAAGGGAGCCUCGUACACUUUCCGCCUUUCAGCACGCAACAAGGUGGGCUUUGGGGAAGAGACGGUAAAAGAAGUCACCACAAAUGAGGACGUCCCAAGCGGAUAUCCUCAGUUCAUCACAGCAGAGGGUGCCACAACCUCUACCAUUCAAGUUAACUGGCAGCCUGUUUUGCUGGCAGAGCGAAAUGGCCAAAUAAUAAAAUACGCUCUGCAGUAUAAGGACAUCAACAGCCCACGCAGCCCCUCAGAACUCUUCAUCACCGCCCCAGAAUCAACAGUCAUCCUGGACGGCCUUAAAGCUGAUACCACUUAUGAUAUUAAAAUGUGUGCCUUCACCAGCAAGGGUGCUGGUCCCUAUAGCCCAAGUGUCCAAUUCAGGACACAGCCUUUGGAUCAAGCAGUGUUUGCAAAAAAUUUUCACGUGAGAGCUGCUAUGAAGACAUCAGUGUUGCUGACCUGGGAAAUCCCAGACACCUACAAUCCAGCUCAACCUUUCACUAUCCUCUAUGACAACGGGCAGAGCGUUGAGGUGGAUGGGAAGCUAACACAGAAGCUCAUCACAGGUCUCCAGCCAGAGACGCAGUACUCCUUUCUUCUGACAAAUCGUGGCAACAGUGCCGGAGGUCUGCAGCAUCGCGUUUCCACCAUGACAGCACCAGACAUCCUCCGAACCAAACCCGACCUGAUUGGGAAGACCAACUCAGAUGGCAUGGUGACUGUGGAGCUUCCAACUGUGCAGACGUCUGAGAGAGUGAGGGGAUAUUAUAUCGUGGUGGUGCCUCUGAAGAAACAGCGCACUGGCAAGUUCCUCAAGCCCUGGGACAAUCCGGAUGAAAUGAAUUUGGAGGAGCUGCUUAAGGAGAUAAACCGAACGAGCAGAGGCCUUCGCUUCCUGAGGCAGGCGGAGCCCAAAGCCUAUAUCGCUGCUUACUUCAAAGACCUGCCCAAAGACUUCACCCUGGGAGACGGCAAGACCUACGGGGACUUUGAAAACAAGCAACUUCAGAAUGGCCAAGAGUACAUUUUCUUUGUGCUGGCGGUUCUGGAGAUGUCUGAAAAUAUUUUGUAUGCUACAAGCCCCUACUCGGACCCUGUGGUGUCAGCUGACAUCGACCCACAGCCAAUCAUCGAUGAAGAGGAAGGCCUAAUCUGGGUGGUGGGCCCUGUGCUAGCUGUCGUCUUCAUCAUAUGCAUCGUCAUUGCUAUUCUUCUAUACAAAAGCAAACCAGACAGAAAAAGAGCAGAAACUGAAGCUAGGAAAGGCAGUCUUCCCAACAACAAAGAAAUGCCUCUGCAUCAUCCAACUGACCCUGUUGAACUCCGACGUCUCAACUUCCAAACGCCUGGUUCAGGUGCGUCCAGUCACCCCAGUAACCUCCAUUUGUCAAGUAUGGCCAGCCACCCUCCAAUUCCAAUUAUGGACCUGGCAGAUCAUCUUGAGCGCCUGAAAGCCAAUGACAACCUCAAGUUUUCACAGGAAUAUGAGUCAAUCGACCCUGGCCAGCAGUUCACAUGGGAGCACUCCAACCUGGAGGUCAACAAACCAAAGAACAGAUAUGCCAACGUGAUUGCCUACGACCAUUCCCGAGUCCUGCUUUCUGCUAUUGAUGGUAUCCCUGGUAGUGACUACAUCAACGCCAACUAUAUUGACGGCUACAGGAAACAGAAUGCCUACAUUGCCACCCAAGGGUCCCUGCCAGAAACAUUUGGUGAAUUCUGGAGGAUGAUUUGGGAGCAGAGAAGUGCCAUCAUCGUCAUGAUGACCAAACUGGAGGAGAGGUCCAGGGUGAAAUGUGACCAGUACUGGCCAACAAGAGGGACUGAGACCUAUGGCCUCAUCCAAGUGACACUGCUGGACACAGUAGAGCUGGCUACAUACUGUGUCAGGACGUUUGCACUUUUUAAAAACGGCUCCAGUGAGAAAAGAGAGGUGCGGCAGUUCCAGUUCACGGCCUGGCCGGACCAUGGGGUACCGGAGCACCCCACCCCGUUCCUGGCCUUCCUGAGACGGGUGAAAGCUUGCAAUCCUCCAGAUGCGGGGCCCAUGGUGGUGCACUGCAGUGCUGGAGUGGGACGCACAGGUUGCUUCAUCGUGAUUGAUGCCAUGCUGGAACGUAUCAAACACGAGAAGACUGUGGAUAUCUAUGGACACGUGACACUAAUGCGUGCCCAGCGCAACUACAUGGUGCAGACAGAGGACCAGUAUGUCUUCAUACAUGACGCGCUCCAGGAGGCCGUCAACUGCGGCACCACCGAAGUGCCCGCCAGAAACCUAUACGCCUACAUCCAGAAACUGACGCAGAUAGAGGGUGGAGAGAAUGUCACCGGCAUGGAACUUGAGUUCAAGCGUUUAGCCAACACUAAAGCCCAUACAUCACGAUUCAUCAGUGCCAAUCUCCCCUGCAACAAGUUCAAGAACCGCCUUGUUAACAUAAUGCCAUAUGAGUCCACACGAGUAUGUCUUCAGCCCAUUCGAGGAGUUGAAGGCUCUGACUACAUCAAUGCCAGUUUCAUUGAUGGGUACAGGCAACAGAAAGCUUACAUUGCCACACAGGGACCACUGGCAGAGACCACAGAGGACUUCUGGAGAAUGCUCUGGGAGCACAACUCCACAAUUGUUGUUAUGCUAACCAAGCUUAGAGAAAUGGGCCGGGAAAAAUGCCAUCAGUACUGGCCAGCAGAGAGAUCGGCCAGAUACCAGUACUUUGUGGUGGACCCAAUGGCCGAGUAUAACAUGCCCCAGUAUAUCCUGAGAGAGUUCAAAGUGACUGAUGCCAGGGACGGACAGUCGCGAACAGUAAGGCAGUUUCAGUUCACAGACUGGCCUGAACAAGGAGUUCCAAAAUCAGGAGAGGGCUUCAUUGAUUUCAUCGGCCAAGUACAUAAAACAAAGGAGCAGUUUGGCCAAGAUGGGCCGAUCUCGGUCCACUGUAGCGCGGGUGUUGGUAGAACUGGAGUUUUCAUCACCCUCAGCAUUGUCUUGGAACGAAUGAGGUAUGAGGGCGUAGUAGACAUCUUUCAGACAGUGAAAAUGUUACGAACACAGAGACCAGCCAUGGUGCAGACAGAGGAUCAAUACCAGUUCUGCUACAGAGCUGGCUUGGAGUACCUGGGAAGCUUUGAUCACUAUGCAACGUAAAAGACCCAGUAUUGGAAGAAAAAAGCAGAGGGCCCUUUGGAAAGAAAACCCAGUGAGCCUCUCUUCUGAGCCAUAAAUUCUUGCUUGAGAAAGUACUCCUUAACUCCUUGCUAACAACUCAUUAAGUGUUGGAUGUGCGACAUGACUCGUCAAAAAAUGAAAAAGAUGAUUCCUGAAGGACCAAGUAUUUCCAAACCCCGAUAAAAAACCUCGCUUUGACACGAAAGCGGGGGGAAUCCUGACUGUUGGAGCAUCGUACGGAAUUACCUUUUCUUUUGCUUCAAGGAUUCAUUUUGGGGCUCAUAAAACUGAAUGAAACCAACACAACAAAAAAGUAAACGAACAAUAAUGACAUCGUCAGAAAUGCAUCAGUGAAUACGAACCAUUACGAGAGGCAUCGGAGGCACACAGAACCGCGGGGGUGGGAAAAACUUGAUGCACAUUGUAAAGAAAAAAAAUCUAUUUCACAAUCAAGUACACACUGACAACCCAUUGAAAAAGAAAACAAUGCUUGGUCCACAACAGAAGGACAGACUUAAAGUAAUAAUGAAUAAACACCCCUUUUCCUGUCACAAUGUUCAUCAUCAAAAUUCUGGGAGAGGGUUAAAUGAUCUAUGAAAUAAAUGAAAAUUAUUGAUUUAGUUUUUUAGUACUUUAUUAUACAGCUGAUGUGCUUUUUUUGAACUGUGUGAAUUUCCUUUUUUUACACAAAUUUAUCGCUUGGAACAAAGUGAUAAAAUGUAUUAAAUGUUCAUUUUUUUUAAAAGCUGUAGAACUGUUCUGACGUAUGUGCUAUUUUGCAGAGAAUCACUUCUUUUUUUUUGUUUGUUUUUUGUUUUUUUGUUUGUUUGUUUUUUACUUUUCCCCCCUCAUUUUUGUUGCACUUAGUGCGCACAGUGGAAUUCACACUACCAAAAUGUUGAUUUUGUUCCAGAGAUAUUUUUUGGUCUUGAUUUGUAUGUUUGUCCAUGAUCUCAUACAUGGUAACUUAAUUACACCCAUAAAGAUAAACUGGGGCUUUGUGGAAUCAACAGGGAUGAGCAAAGUAUGAAGUCGCUGCUACCGAUUAUCUUAGUUCUUCCAUGUAAGAAAGGUGUUCAGAGAGGACCUAGUGAAUUCGAUAUAUUUAAAUAUUAAAAUAUAUGGUACAGAUUUUAAGAUAUAUAAAAGCAUAAAUUAUACAUUCUACAUAUAUUGAUAAAGUAAAUAAUUUAUGAGAUAAAAGUGUCUAUGAAAGCUUCCAAAUUGAAAGUUGUGUGCUAUGGGGGAAAUGAAAUGAGAUUUUUCACUGGAAUGCACAUCAGUAGGACAAAAAUGUAUUCUGAUUCAGUGCAUCUUUUCUUGUGCAAUAAAUGUGUAUUCUUAGAUAGGGUUUUUAACGUGGAUAUGUCAUUCACUCAUGACAUUGUCGUUCCCCAACUGAGAGAGACGUGGGAGUGGGAGUGUCGUACGCCAGUCAAAGAGACGGAGGGGUCACAGUCACAGCUCCACACAAUAGGGCAAAGGUACAAAGACGUCACCUUCUCGUUGUUCUUUAAAGCAUUAUUUUUUCAUUUUUGCAUUUAGAGUGCCUUAUAUUUAUGCCUGUUUUUAUAAUGUUUCAUUUAACAUAUUAAUGUAUCCUUUGAGUAAUCUAGGCAUUUAGUGUAAAUGUAAAUGUAUAGUUUAUUUACCUGUAGUAUUCAUUUGUCACAUGAUGAGAUUAUAUAUGCAAAUAAGAACAUUUCAAAGCUCAUAUUUUUCAUUUUCAGUGGCCUUAUUGUGGCUGAGUGAAAAAGAAUUUAUAUAUAUUACUAAACUAUACAGUUGAAAAUACAUAAAAUAUAAAAGACAUUUAUCAAAACUCUUCAGACAAAGAGCCAGGGAUGAGAUAGCAGUGUCUCAAAAACAAACAGUAUGAAAUCCCAGCAAACGAGCUUUUACAAUUUUAAAAAGGAUCGGGUGGAAAAGAGCGCCUAAUGUGCAGGUCAUCACCGAAGGGUUUCUUCUUCAUGCCUUAGGUUUGAAUAACAGACUUCAUGUGUCAGAGAGAUCUAGAGCUUCUGUUAUACCAGACAAUCCUAAACGGUGUCCUUUUAUUUUGAAAUGACAGACUGAAAGAGAGGAUUUAGUGUCAGUCUUCAUGUUCGGGCAGCAUUUUCUCCAUCCCCUCUUUGAUGGCUUUGUGGAUGUGCAUUCCAGGUGCUUUCUUUCCCUUAACUCAAGCAGCUAUGUGUUUUAUUUUUGUCUGCCAAACUGAUUUUUUGUCAUCAUUUUUAAGAUAUAAAGUGCUAUUAUUUAACCUCAUGGUGGCUAAUUUUAUGUUCUGUUAUUUUCUCAUCUCAGUUUUAACUCUUUGUUUCUUGGUUUUACAUAUGCAUGGUGAAACGUUGCAGAAUGGCCAGAGCUGGCCUGGUAGGAAGAUUUGCACUUUCUCUAUCUUUGUACUAUGCACUGCCCUAUUGAUUCUAAACCCAAUAAUAUAUUACUUGAACCCAUCUAUGAAAAAAAAAUCUCCUUAAACGUUCACUUUGUGUGUAUGUAAAUAACACAAAAAAGGUAUCGACUCUUGAAAAAGACAAAAAAAAAAGUUUGUGGCGAAAAAGAGCAUCCGUUCUGAUGCCAUGGUGACUCCAGCAGAUGACUUCAGAAGAAUUCUGUCCCCCGACCAUCUGUUCUUGUGGCUUUGCCAUUCAAGCUUGGAGUGUCAUUAACAGAAAUAAACGUUGUGUUCUCUGCUCUCUCUAUCUAUCUCUCGUCUGGAUGCAUAGACUGAAAAUUAAAUAAUGAAAUUGUAAAAAAAAAAAUGGCUUGUUAAAAAGAUCAUACAAUUACCUCUGAUUAGUUGUAAGCGUAAACUGUUUCUUUUUUUCUGAAUGAAAGGAGUGCUGUUUAUUUUCUUACUUAGGUUACAUUGGUGGCGAAAGAAGUCUGUAUGAAAAUCAGUUCUUUGCUGACACAAGUUCCAUUUGUUAUAAAUGAAUUCUAUUAAAAAAUGUCAGUGUUA